This is a messenger RNA of Hyaena hyaena (striped hyena), 1305 nucleotides long. It is a transcript of the gene UPK1A, whose product is annotated as uroplakin 1A. Gene Ontology annotation, cellular component: membrane. NCBI's taxonomy places the organism in Eukaryota, Metazoa, Chordata, Mammalia, Carnivora, Hyaenidae. The transcript has 7 exons. The record is from RefSeq and is a predicted model, not a curated record. Bases 1 to 774 code for a protein of 257 amino acids.
AUGGCUUCUGCAGCAGCAGAGGCAGAGAAGGGGUCUCCAGUUGCUGUGGGACUGCUCGUGGUGGGCAACAUCAUUAUUCUGCUGUCAGGCCUGGCUCUGUUUGCUGAGACGGUAUGGGUGACAGCUGACCAGUACCGCGUGUACCCACUGAUGGGCGUCUCAGGCAAGGAUGACGUCUUCGCUGGCGCCUGGAUUGCCAUCUUCUGCGGCUUCUCCUUCUUCGUGGUGGCCAGCUUUGGGGUGGGCGCAGCGCUCUGCCGCCGCCGGUCCAUGAUCCUCACGUACCUGGUGCUCAUGCUCAUUGUCUACAUCUUUGAGUGCGCCUCCUGCAUCACGUCCUACACUCACCGCGACUAUAUGGUGUCCAACCCAUCCCUGAUUACCAAGCAGAUGCUGACCUUCUACAGUGCGGACACGGACCAAGGCCGGGAACUGACUCGCCUCUGGGACCGCAUCAUGAUUGAGCAAGAGUGCUGUGGCACAUCAGGUCCCAUGGAUUGGGUGAACUUCACAUCAGCCUUCUGGACAGCCACCCCGGAGGUGGUGUUCCCCUGGCCCCCAUUGUGCUGUCGGCGGACCGGCAACUUCAUCCCCCUCAAUGAAGAAGGCUGCCGCCUGGGCCACACGGACUACCUGUUCACCAAGGGCUGCUUCGAGCACAUCGGCCAUGCCAUCGACAGCUACACAUGGGGCAUCUCGUGGUUUGGGUUCGCCAUCCUGAUGUGGACGCUGCCUGUGAUGCUGAUAGCCAUGUACUUCUACACCACGUUGUGAGAAACCAGAAGGCCCCGUGCACACCUCGGCCUCUUCCUUCUCCCGUUCCUGCUUCCUCCGGCUGAGGCCUGGAUGGCUGCCUCACCUCUCUCCUUCCCGCCUCCCUCAAGCUUCCCUCCUUCCUCAUCAAGCACCUUUUACCAGGUUUCUGAGCCUUGCUGGGACUUGGGGGUGCCCUGAAACCCUUGGACAUGUGUGCACGGACCCUUAGCCCUUUGCUGAUUUCUGGCCCACCUUUCAGUGUCAACUUCAAGUCCUGUCCUCGGGGGACCCUCCCGGGAUCCCACCCACCCCCUCACCAACGCCUCUCUGAUAGCUCCCCGAGCUCCUCCUCCACGGUAGAUGUUGCCGUUAUUGCUAAAUAGUUUCAGGUUGUUUAUUCUCUGGUAGACUAGGGUUGUCAUUAGGGGAGGACCAAGCUCUCUCAUGGUCACUGAUGGCCCCCAGCAUCACCCAACAGAGGGCUGAGCAUGGAUAUUCAAUAAAUGCCGGUUGAAUGAAUUAAUUUGUUUUAUUCCGGGGUAAAGGCAA